Messenger RNA from Paramuricea clavata, 266 nucleotides. NCBI's taxonomy places the organism in Eukaryota, Metazoa, Cnidaria, Anthozoa, Malacalcyonacea, Plexauridae. The record is from the annotation of a GenBank genome assembly.
GAAAGAGCUAAAGAUCUAAUCUCUAAUGGCACCACCAUUAAGCGAAAUAUUAAUCCAAGUUCCAAACGAGCCCUGGGAAGAUAUCUAAACUCGAUUGAUUGGCCUCAAAUUAUUCCAUCUACUAAUGAUUGUGAUCAGUUAUCGAACAUGUUUCAAAACAUAGUCCUUACUGGGGUUAAUAUAUUAAUGCCGAUGACACGAUCAAAGAAAUGUCCUGUCGAUGCCCCCUGGAUAACGAACCAUUUCAAAUCGCUGAUCAUUGAAAG